UUCUCUCCCAUCAUGCUCUACUGCUACGCAUGCGCACUUAGUAGAACUUGAAAAGAGGACUUCCUGGACGUUUUCGCGCGGAUUCCUGCAAAAUUUGGGUCUGAAUCAGACUUUAUUUUAACAUUUCGCUCGCGGCGGCGUGUUCUGAGGCUCUCGAAUUUCUCUGCACUUUGCGACACUGACUUUGCCAUUGGCAUGACAUGACCCUGUCUUGAUAGUGGGACACCAUGCCGACCUCAACGCAAUCUUCUACUAAUUACGGAAUCUUAGAGAUCUGGAAUCACAACAUCGAUGACGCCUUCAAGAGGAUACGGCAGAUCGUGCACAAGUAUCCAUACAUAGCUAUGGAUACGGAGUUUCCCGGGGUGGUGGCGCGGCCGAUCGGCGAGUUCCGCAGCACGGCGGACUACCAGUACCAGCUGUUGAGGUGUAACGUGGACCUGCUGAAGAUCAUCCAGCUGGGCAUGACCUUCAUGAACGAGAAGGGAGAGUACGCGCCCAACAUCUUCACUUACCAGUUCAACUUCAAGUUCAACCUCACGGAAGACAUGUACGCGCAGGAUUCCAUAGACCUUCUGCAGAACUCCGGUAUCCAGUUUAAGAAGCACGAGGAGGAAGGCAUCGACGUCACGUACUUCGCAGAACUGCUGAUGACGUCGGGCGUGGUUCUGUGUGACAACGUCAAAUGGCUGUGCUUUCACAGCGGCUAUGACUUUGGGUACCUGCUGAAGGUGCUGACGUCCUCUAACCUUCCCGCGGAGGAGCUGGAGUUCUUCGAGCUGUUAAGACUAUACUUCCCCGCCAUCUACGAUGUCAAGUACCUGAUGAAGAGCUGUAAGAACCUGAAGGGUGGGCUGCAGGAGGUGGCUGAUCAGCUGGAGCUUGAGAGAAUUGGGCCACAGCACCAGGCAGGCAGUGACAGUUUACUGACGGGGCUGGCCUUCUUCAAAAUGAAAGAGAUGUUCUUUGAAGACAGCAUAGACGACGCCAAGUACUGCGGCCACCUGUACGGCCUGGGCAACUCCUACGUCCAGAACGGGAACUACAACAACAACAGCGAGGACACGAUCUCACACACUCCCCAGCAGUCGUAGCACUUAGUCUGUCUUUCUUAUUCUCUUAGUCUCUCUUUUCUACCAAAAGUACUACUAUGUAGUUCUUGAGGCUGGGCAAAAUACAGCUUGUUUUAUCCCCCCUCCCCCAAAUUAGCAGUAUUAUAUUGAAAAGGUGUUUUAACAAGCUUAGUGACCCUCAAGCACAAAAGGUGCAGUUGACCUAAAAGUCAUCUCACAGCCAUUGGUGCUAUGAAUAUGUUGAUUUUAUAUGUACGCUUCAUCGCAAGUUGUCAAAAGUUUAUACAUUUUUUGUUCAUCCAACAAACACACCUCUAACUUCUAAAAUAUUUUUAAACUGGUUCUAAAACAUAAGAAAAGUAACAAAUCUUACCAAGGACCCUACUAAGAGUAUAUGUAACCACCUUUUUGUGUUGGUUACAUUGUACCUUAGUAGGUGGCAGCUAUAAGUAUAAUCCAAAAAGUAUGCAUGGGAUGGUAGGAGAUAUACUGGAUUAAACAUCAACAGGUAGACAAUCUAAAAGUACAUUAGGAGAGGAGUAAAAAAAUAUUUUGCAUAUUACUGUCCACUUUCUGUGCAAUUUCCUACAACAAUGAAGCAUUUUUAUGGCGUUAGCACUAUCCUGACAGCUUGUUUAUUGUGUUGCGGCCCCAAGACAAGCUGUAUAGUGCCCAGCCUUGACUGCCUCCCUAGGGGACCACCUAUGUACAGUCAGAAGUACUCAUGUAAUAUGGAUUUAAUCAGGCAACAGCGGGUGUACAAUACCGCUCUGCUGUGAGUCGGACACACUGUUGGAUGGACUGUAAUGCUUCGUACUCGGAAUGUGUGGCACUUUGACCAAGUUUUCUUCUGCGCAGAAUUUCGGCUUCAUUUUGGCACCUUUGCCUUUGAAACCAAAAUAUUUCUUCAUAGAUAUUAGAGUUCUUUAACACAAAAAAGUAAACAACCCACUAGUAUUUUCGUAGUCUGCUUUCUUCAUCAUCGCAAUGAUGACAAUGAUGACUGUGAAGCUAGAAAGUGGCAAUAAGUAAGAAGAAUGUGGUGACUCAGUUUUCACUGCCACCUUGUAGUGAGAAGCAGUACUUCAGUAAUCAUUGCCCUGAUGAACGUAUCCCAUACCAAAUUCUGUGCAGAAUGCUGUCACACUUCCGAGUAAAAAGAGGCACAAAGUCAGUGGAAAAGUGUGCCAACGUUGCAGCAGAGUAAUAGGUAACUUUCCAGGGCGUCUAACAGGUGUAAGUGAUAUGAUGUUUGACGUAUACACACAUAUAUUAUCAUCUCAUACUCGUACUAAAAGAAGCCAUGGUCUUACAACUGAAGAUCAUUGAUGGCAGCUAAGAAGUUAGUAAAGGUCAUAAAUACCAGUUUUAAGAAAAAUCGAUGAAAUAUGGUUAGAGUGGUGCAGAUCAAGUCAGCAAACAAAAUUCCAUCUAGCUUGUCGAAGAAGGAAAAUGGGUUUUUGACAACAACAAACAUAUUUGUACACUGUAGAUGUGGGUAAAACUAUGAAUUUUUGUUGCCAAAGUAUAUGAAAUAGUCCCAGUCAGUUGGUUGAUUUUCAGCAGCAUAAAAAAACAUAAGAAGUAGGAAAUCUAUUGGGUCAUCUUGGGUAAAAGGAUCGGAAAAUAGCCAAAUUGGAACAUACUUCAACAUGGUAGAAGUCAUGAAAUUAGGCUUCAGUAGUGUUCAUCAUUUUUGACAUUGUUAACCAUUAUGUUUGAAACGCUGAUUGAUUUGUUACGCGAAAACACACCCAAAGUUUUUCCCAUAUCUUUUGUGUUGGCAUCAUACAUGUGCUAUCAGUCUGCUUCCUUGACAGAUUCUAUUUGUACUGCUUUGUUAUCCAAUUAUGUUAUACAUGUAAAAGAAAUAGAAUAUGAUAGUAUACUAUUAGGCUCGCCACCAAGGUGUUGCCAAAAAAAAACAAAGGAAAAGCUGGAUAUUUAAAAACAUAGAACAUUUAUAUCAACUGUAACAUUUUGAGCAGGAAUCUCUGACUUGUAGGUAGGUCUUAUUGGGUCCGGCGAUAGUUUGUUUUUACUGUGAACUGUAUUAUGUACAUCAUGGAUUAUUUUAAAUUUUGUAAAUAGCCAAUAUUUCCUUCUGCUUUGUAUGAUACCUUAAGCACCGGCACUUUCACUGUUCACUAGAAAAGAACUGCACCUCACAGCAUUGAAAUGCCCUGGUCAUUCUGUCAUCAUUGUUUUAGGUUAAGGCACUUUUUAUGUGAUUAUUAAAGUGUUAUUAUUAUAUGUAGUGUUAGAAAUGAGAAAAGCGUUAAUAAAUAAAUGUCUUGAUGGCUCCUUAUUGUUGA
This is a messenger RNA of Branchiostoma floridae (Florida lancelet), 3388 nucleotides long. RefSeq names its product CCR4-NOT transcription complex subunit 7-like. Gene Ontology annotation, molecular function: nucleic acid binding; poly(A)-specific ribonuclease activity. NCBI's taxonomy places the organism in Eukaryota, Metazoa, Chordata, Leptocardii, Amphioxiformes, Branchiostomatidae. The record is from RefSeq and is a predicted model, not a curated record. The coding region runs from base 228 to 1094 and encodes 288 amino acids. Gene Ontology annotation, cellular component: CCR4-NOT complex; CCR4-NOT core complex; P-body. The transcript has 7 exons.